AUGACGACCGAUCUCCACCGCAUCUCUCUCCCACUUCAACACCAGUCCACCACCUCCAACCACCGCAUUUUCACCUGCAAUGUUGACUACAAGCGACACCGUGGUUACCGUUACCUGCAUCCGCCACGUAUCGUUCACAAACGACUUCCUAACCUCCUCGUCGUCGCCAAGGCAGUCGAUCUCAACUCUGCUUCCAAGACCACGUCUCAACAACCAGGCCGGGAAGUCCAUCCUUCUGUGCUCCUCGAUGUAACUGGAAUGAUGUGUGGCGCGUGCGUCUCACGUGUCAAGUCUAUCUUGUCGUCUGACGAGCGAGUGGAAUCGGUGGUGGUCAAUAUGUUGACGGAGACGGCGGCGAUUAGGUUGACUGCUGAUGCGGAGGUGAGUGGUGUGAAUGCGGCGGAGGAAUUCGCUCGGAGGUUGACGGAGUGUGGAUUUCCAUCAAACAGGAGGGCGUCGGGGUUAGGGAUUGAAGAGAAAGUGAGGAAAUGGAAGGAAACGGUGGCAAGGAAAGAGGCGUUGAUGAUUGAGAGUAGAAAUAGGGUUGUUUUUGCUUGGACUUUAGUUGCUUUAUGCUGUGGAUCGCAUGCUUCUCAUAUAAUGCAUUCUCUCGGCAUUCAUAUCGGUCAUGGCGCAUUAAUGGAAAUACUUCACAACUCCUAUUUCAAGGGCAGUUUAGCUGUUGGGGCUUUGUUGGGACCUGGAAGAGAUUUGCUAUCUGAUGGUCUUACGGCAUUCUUUAAGGGAUCUCCAAAUAUGAACUCUCUUGUCGGAUUUGGAUCCAUUGCUGCAUUUAUGAUAAGUGCGAUCUCACUUCUAAACCCCGAGCUUGGAUGGGAUGCGACAUUCUUUGAUGAGCCGGUCAUGCUUCUUGGUUUUGUUCUCCUGGGACGUUCACUCGAAGAAAGGGCAAGACUUAGGGCGUCUAGCGACAUGAAUGAAUUAUUAUCGCUGAUAUCCACACAGUCACGAUUAGUGAUAUCUUCCUCUGAAAGUGAUAAAUCUGCUGAUAGCAUACUAAGUUCUGAUUCUAUCUGUAUUGAAGUCCCUACUGAUGACAUUCGAGUUGGAGACUUGGUAUUGGUUUUGCCAGGAGAAACUAUUCCUGUAGAUGGUAGAGUUAUCGCAGGGCGAAGUGUUGUGGAUGAGUCCAUGCUCACUGGCGAGUCCCUUCCUGUUUUCAAGGAAGGAGGUCUUUUAGUCUCGGCCGGAACAAUAAACUGGGAUGGUCCACUGAAAGUUGAAGCUUCUUCCACAGGCUCCAACUCAACAAUAACAAAGAUCGUCAAAAUGGUAGAGGAUGCUCAAGGCCGUGAAGCACCUAUACAGAGGCUUGCAGAUUCGAUUGCUGGGCCAUUUGUGUACAGUGUUAUGACUUUAUCAGUAGCAACAUUUGCCUUCUGGUACUAUGUUGGGGUAAAUGUUUUUCCAGAUGUGCUGCUUAAUGACAUUUCUGGGCCAGAGGGAAAUCCUCUGCUUUUGAGCUUAAAGCUUUCCACGGAUGUCUUGGUUGUCUCUUGCCCAUGUGCACUAGGCCUUGCGACACCAACUGCCAUUCUUGUCGGAACCUCUCUAGGAGCUAAGCAGGGACUUCUUAUCAGAGGAGGUGAUGUGUUGGAACGCUUGUCAGGCAUCGACAUUGUUACACUUGACAAGACAGGGACUCUUACAGAAGGAAAACCUGCUGUUUCUGCUGUUGCAUCUUUCAGUCAUGGAGAAGCAGAGAUCCUCCAAUUGGCUGCUGCAGUAGAAAAAACAGCAUCACAUCCCAUUGCAAAGGCUAUCAUAUCUAAAGCAGAAUCAUUGAAUUUAAACAUUCCAGUUACAAGUAGGCAGUUGGCAGAACCAGGUUUUGGUACUUUGGCAGAAGUAGAUGGCCAUUUGAUUGCCGUUGGCUCUAUGAAAUGGGUUCAUGAACGUUUCGAGCACAGGAAAAACAUUUCUGAUAUAAUAAAUCUGGAGCAGGAUGUGAUGCAAAAAUCAUUUGAAGGUCGUUCAUCGUCGAAUCAUUCACAGACAGUUGUUUUCAUUGGUCGGGAAGGAGAGGGGAUCAUUGGUGCUAUAGGAAUAUCUGAUAAUUUACGUCAAGAUGCUGAGUUUACCGUGAAAAGGCUACAGCAAAAGGGGAUUAAAACAGUCCUCUUAUCAGGAGACAGGGAAGAGGCAGUUGCAAGUGUAGCAAAGACAGUGGGAAUAGGAAGUAAUCUUAUAAAUGCAUCCUUGACUCCACAACAAAAAUCUGGUGCCAUCUCAAAUCUGCAAACUGCUGGCCACUGUGUUGCAAUGGUGGGCGAUGGGAUCAAUGAUGCACCUUCCUUGGCUCUAGCUGAUGUUGGAAUCGCUUUGCAAAUUGAAGGACAGGAAAAUGCCGCCUCUAAUGCAGCAUCCAUUAUACUUCUUGGGAACAGACUUUCACAAGUGGUAGAUGCACUCGAUCUUGCAAAAGCAACAAUGUCGAAAGUUCAUCAGAAUUUGUUGUGGGCAGUGGCAUAUAAUGUGGUUGCAAUCCCAGUUGCAGCUGGAUUGCUGCUUCCUCAUUUCGAUUUUGCAAUGACCCCAUCGCUAUCAGGUGGACUGAUGGCGUUCAGCUCAAUCUUUGUCGUGAGCAACUCGCUACUUCUACAACUUCAUGGGAAAAUGCAAAAGAGAGAUACCAACUCAAUCAGUUGAAUCUUGAGGUUCUUCUGUCUGUCGAUAAUUUUAUGAGGGGCUCGUUAAUUAUACGUAACUAGAGGAAAGGCCUAAUGCUUGAAGUUGUUGUACCUUUGCCAUAGCUCAACUAGAGUAGAAGCUCUUUUAGCAAAUGUUUAUGUAUGCUUGAGAUUUAAAAGUGGUUGAUGGAACAACUUUUACACGAUAAAUUCAUCUUAAAAGUGUUGAUAAUGAACGGUGUGAAAUUGAA
This is a messenger RNA of Cynara cardunculus var. scolymus (artichoke), 2902 nucleotides long. RefSeq names its product copper-transporting ATPase PAA2, chloroplastic. The record is from RefSeq and is a predicted model, not a curated record. The coding region runs from base 1 to 2670 and encodes 889 amino acids. Gene Ontology annotation, molecular function: ATP hydrolysis activity; ATP binding; P-type divalent copper transporter activity. Gene Ontology annotation, cellular component: membrane. The transcript is spliced from 17 exons. Gene Ontology annotation, biological process: monoatomic cation transport; copper ion homeostasis. Lineage: Eukaryota; Viridiplantae; Streptophyta; Magnoliopsida; Asterales; Asteraceae.